Molecule: messenger RNA, 828 nt
Organism: Bipolaris oryzae ATCC 44560
Lineage: Eukaryota; Fungi; Ascomycota; Dothideomycetes; Pleosporales; Pleosporaceae
Exons: 3
Coding region: 1-828 (275 amino acids)
Biological process (GO): transmembrane transport
Cellular component (GO): plasma membrane
Molecular function (GO): water channel activity
Source: RefSeq, a predicted model, not a curated record
AUGUCUCUCAACUCCAAAGACCAGACCCCCAGCCUCCCCCUCCACGAACCCUCCACCAACACAACCACAACACCCCCCUCCCAAACCCCCCGGUCUCGCCAUACCCUCCGUACCGAAGCUGCCGCCUUCAUCGGCGAAUUCAUCGGCACCUUCAUGUUCCUCUCCCUCGCCUUCACCGGCACACAAAUCGCCCUAAACGCAGCGGGCAGCAAAGAGCUAUCCGGUAGCGGCGACCCCCUUCCCGACGUAUCAAAACUACUGUACAUAGCCUUUGCGUUUGGUGCCUCACUCGCGAUUAACGUUGCUAUUUUCGCUGAUAUAAGUGGUGGGAAAUUCAACCCAGCCGUAACAACGGCCCUCUACCUCACCCGCAAAAUCCACUGGCACCGCGCCACCCAAACCAUCCUCUCCCAACUCAUCGCCUCCAUCGCCGCCUCGGCCUUCACUUCGGCCCUCCUCCCCGGCCCCCUCACCAUCGCCACCACCCUCUCCCCCUCCAUCUCCAUAACCCGCGCCCUCUUCCUCGAAGCCUUCGUCACUUCCCAACUCAUCCUCACCAUCCUCAUGCUGGACGCCGGCUGGGCCAAGCCAAUGUACAUUGGUGCGUCGCUGUUCGUCGCGCACGUGUGUAGUGUGUAUUAUACGGGUGCGAGUUUAAACCCGGCACGGAGUUUUGGGCCCGCCGUGGUGGGCGGGUUUACGGGGUAUCAUUGGAUUUACUGGGUGGGGCCUUUGCUGGGGAGUGGGGUGGCGAGUGCGGUUUAUGGGGGAGUGGGGUGGUUGAGGAGGGAGAGGGGGGAGGGUGUUGCGCCUGUUGUUGGUGUGUGA